Molecule: messenger RNA, 408 nt
Organism: Fomitopsis serialis
Lineage: Eukaryota; Fungi; Basidiomycota; Agaricomycetes; Polyporales; Fomitopsidaceae
Exons: 1
Coding region: 1-408 (135 amino acids)
Source: RefSeq, a predicted model, not a curated record
AUGACUUGUAUGCGUGUCACAGAUGAACUCGGAGCACUGGACACCAGUAACAUCAUAACCGGAGGCCGCAGGACGCGCGGGAUCCGCGUAGAUUACACCAAGGUCGAGGGAUUCGGCAAGGAUGACGACGAUGACGAAGAGGAGGAAGAGGAGGAACGCCCCAAGAAGAGAUCGAAAACAAAGGCGGUGACCAGGUUGCCUGCCAGCGCCACAUCGAAGCAGAAGAAAUCUGAACCGUCAGCUUCGUCCAAACCCAAGGACAAGCCUGCACCGUCGUCGUCAUCGAAAAAGAAACGAGUUGUCGUGUCCGAUGAAGAGGAGGAAGAAGAGGCAGAGAAGGAAGAGGGUGAAGACAAAGAGGAAGAAGAGCCGGACGAGGGUGGCGACGACGAAGAUGAAGAUGAGUGA